GUUUAUAGAUGGGUCCAAAGUAAUCUAAAGAUAAAAAGUAAGAACCUCAGAAGCAGCAACCUUAAAGAGCUCAGGCCUAAUAGAAAAAUGUGAAAUAGAAGCCAGUCGAAGUGACUGAUGAUGUAAUUCAAUAUGUAUGAAUCCUAGAUUUGGAUGUAUGAUUUGAUUUUGUAGUAUUUGGCUUCACCAAUAUGGAGGAAUCCGAUAUCAGACUUUUUGGAUGAGAAUUGCAUUAUUUUUGAUGAUGAGGAGGAGAAUAAGAUUGUGUAUCAAGAGAUACAUAAGGUUAUUUUAAAUUGUAUGCUAGAAAUUCAAAAGUAUGAUUGAGGCGAUGAUUGAAUAAUUGAUGGUCGACAUAGGAGUGGAGGAUGAAGAAUAAUUGAGAAAGGUAAUUGAAAUAGGAUUGAAAAAUAAAAAACAUAGAAAGUAUUUUGAGUAAUUGCUGAUUGUUGAGAAUUUCUUAGUCUUUAAAAAGUUGAUGUUGAAAAGAAACAAGGAAUUGGAAUAUGAAGCCUUAAAGGAAUUGUAGAAAAUAGAUGUAUACAGAAAUCUUCUAUGAUAGGGUGGAAAAAAUCCUGAAAUGGAAAUCAAAGUGAAGCAAGCUGAACUUGAAAAAGAAAGAAUGGAAAUUGAACAUGCUGUUGCAAUGUCGAUAGCUGUUGAAAACGAGAAGGCCAAAAUCUAAAUUCAAGAAGAGGAGGAAUUCAUUGAAGCAAUCAGAUAAAGUUAAAUAGCAUAUGAAAAAUAGUGUAUCUAUUCUAAUACCAUAUUUAGAGGAAGAAAUUUUACUAAGCCAAGUAUAGUAGUAACCAUAGGUUGUCAAUCAUUAGGCCCCAAUCCAAAAUCAAUAACCACAACCUUAACCUGAUUAAAAGCCUGAAUCCAUAUUGAUUUUUGAUGAGGAUGUCCCAUCCAAAAUUGUUCAACCAUAAACAAAACCAUAAGAAAAAUAAGAGCCUGCACCAAUUAAAUAACGAGAGCCCCUACCACAGAUUGUCUAAUAAAAAGUUGAAGUGAUGUCUUUGGCUCAAGAAAGGGAAGCAUUACUUGCUUAAGGAAAUCAAUUAAAAGAAAAUUUAAAGGAAAUUGUAAUUUUUUGAUUUAUUGGGUAGGAAGAAACUUUUAAAUAAAAUAUCAAAAAUUAAUAAGAUUAAGAGACAUUGGAAUAAAGAAAAUAAAGAUUGUAAUAACAAAGAGAAUUAAUUAAGUAGAAAAAAAUUAAAGAGAGACAAGAUGAAUUGAAGAAAUAUUAAGAUGUAAAUCAAUUGUAAUACUUAAAUUAGGGUGAACAACAAGAAUAAAAACCUGAGCAAUAGGAGAAAGGUCCUCUAGUAGUGGAUAUGGUAAAUACAUCAAAUAUAUAUAUAUAUUUAGACUGAAUUUGUGGCUGACCAAAAGAGAGCUUAGGAGUUGGAGUUGAAGAAGUAAGAAUUAAAAAAGAGAGCGGAAUUAUUGAAGAAAAUAAAAUAAGAUGCGUUACAAGAAUAAGGAUGAAAUUAUAAUUAAAUAACAUAAU
This is a messenger RNA of Paramecium octaurelia, 1516 nucleotides long. The record is from the annotation of a GenBank genome assembly. NCBI's taxonomy places the organism in Eukaryota, Ciliophora, Oligohymenophorea, Peniculida, Parameciidae.